AGCGAGAGGAGCGCUUGUUGGAGUCAACUAUAGACAGCCUACUGGCAACGAGUGGUGAUUCCUUUUUUUUUUUCUGCCUCCACCAGGCUGGAUAUAGGCGGCUGUGCUCCUACUUUGCUGCAGCCCAAAAGGCGUUUUAAAGGCGACAAACACCAGGCUCUCCCAUCUUUUUCUGCCACUGGCUUUUGGCUACAAUUUCAUCGGAUUGUGUGUGUUACAUGGACUAAUUAUCGGGAUACGUGCUGCCUUAUCCAAGUGAGAUACGAGGAAAUUAAUUAGUAAGUAAGAGCUUGAAGACUUUCGGAAGGAAUGAAAGACAAAAUCGGCUGGAAAUAAUGAAAAAGGUAAUCGGGACUUCAGUGAUGUGAUGAGACAUUCCUGCAAUUGCACCCUUGUUCUUUAAGCAAAGAUAUCAGGACUUAAGCUGUUGAAUCAUUUUAUGACUGCAGAUUCUUGUACCCCUAUUUUUUUUUUUAUCAGAUGUGCAAUUUGAAAGCACCAUAUCUGCCGGACGAAGAGGAUUCUUUUUGAAAUCACUGUUUUUACUUAAUCACAGUGUGAUGUUAAUGAAGAAUGCGACUUAAAUUGUUGCAGCUGGGGGAAGAAUCAUACUCCGACUUUUGAGCCUGAUCACUUCAUCUGCACGGAAGAUUUUUUUUUUUUUGUGGACUUUUCUGGCUCACAGGAAUUCUCAAUUUUUGUCUAUGCAGUCCGAACGUUUGUCCUCCGUUUUGCGCACUUUAAUAUGAACAGUUCAUCAUGUUUUUCCGCUUGAUAAGAGCUGCGCUGAUUUACACGGCUAAAUCACUGUUGUGAGAAGAUUCAGCAUGUUUUCACAGAUCUGUUUCGUCCGCUGCAGCAGACCGGAGGAUGUGCAGCGCCUGAGAAGAGUCAAAUAGGCUAGGCACUUGUAACAAUUAUAGCUUCCACACCAUGAUUUAAUUUGCAUAAACGAGAGAAAUUCUUCACCCAAAACACUUAUUCUUCGGACACUUUAAUGACAUGAUUCAUUUGGAACCUUUUUCUUGUUUUCUCUGACGUGCAUUCUUGUGCGUAAAAAUAAGGUCCUAAUUACAAAAAACUCAACAGGUACAAUGCAAAACAAGGAGAUGGAAUUAAUACAACUAAUUGCUGUGUUCAUCUUGUUUUGGGUCGGGGCUGAGGCUGUCAUCAACCUGAAAUACGGAAUAAACGAGGAGAUGAAGCCCGGCUCCGUGAUUGGAAAUGUGACAAAGGACGCGCUAAAGCAAGGAUUUCAGAUUGCACCGCAGCCCCCGUACUUGAGGGUUAUUUCCAAUUCAGAGCCGCGAUGGGUGGAACUGAGUCCAGCCGGAAUCCUUACAACCCAAAUGAAAAUAGAUCGGGAUGUAGUUUGCAGACAGAACCCCAAGUGCAUUAUUUCCCUAGAAGUGAUGUCAAACUCUAUGGAGAUCUGUGUCAUCAAAGUUGAAAUUGAGGAUUUGAACGAUAACGCACCCAGAUUUCCAACGAGCCACAUUGAUAUUGAGAUUUCUGAGAACGCCUCCCCUGGUACCCGGUUUCCCCUAGAGGGGGCAAGCGAUCCGGACUCGGGGAUCUUUGGAGUGCAGUCAUAUUCCAUCACCCCAAAUGAGCUUUUCGGACUGGAGAUAAAGACCAGAGGGGAUGGGUCCAAAAUAGCUGAGCUUGUUGUGCAAAAAUCGUUAGACAGAGAGACCCAGUCCCACUAUUCAUAUGAAAUCAGCGCAGAAGAUGGAGGAGACCCUCCUAAGAUAGGCGCGGUCCAGUUAAAUAUCAAGGUGAUAGAUUCUAAUGACAACAACCCUGUUUUUGACGAGACGGUUUAUACAGUAAACGUUAUGGAGAAUUCCCCCAUCAAUACAUUAGUCAUAGAUCUGAAUGCAACGGAUCCUGACGAAGGGACUAAUGGAGAGGUGGUGUACUCUUUCCACAGUUACGUCACUGAGAAAACGAGGGACGCGUUUAAAAUUGACCCCAGAACAGGGAUCAUCACCGUAAACGGAGUUUUGGAUUAUGAAACUGCACAAAUAUACGAGAUUGACGUACAGGCCAAAGAUUUAGGUCCUAACUCGAUCCCAGCCCACUGCAAAGUCACAGUGAACGUGAUGGACACGAAUGAUAACCCACCUGUCAUCAGUUUGCUCUCCCUGAACACGGAGAUGGUGGAAGUUAGCGAGAACGCGCAGCGCGGGUAUGUCAUCGCGCUGGUGAGGGUGUCAGAUAAGGAUUCUGGGGCAAACGGCAAAGUGCAGUGUAGGCUGCAGGGCAAUGUGCCGUUCAGACUGCAAGAAUAUGAGAGCUUCUCCACUAUACUUGUUGAUGGUAGGCUGGACAGGGAGCAAAAGGACACGUACAACCUGACCAUCCAAGCGGAGGACAGUGGCAUCCCUCCUUUACGCGCCACCAAAUCUCUGGUAGUAAAAGUCACAGAUGAAAAUGACAACCCUCCCCACUUCCUCAAACCGCACUAUCAAGAGAUGGUGAUGGAGAACAACCUCCCUGGCUCGUGUCUGCUGGCUGUGUCAGCAGAAGACCCAGAUUUGGGCAUGAAUGGCACAGUUUCCUACUCCAUAGUCCCCGGAGAGAUUAAGCACAUGGACGUAAACACAUAUGUCAGCAUAAACCCAUCAGGCCGAAUUUACUCAAUGAGAUCAUUCGACCAUGAAUACACCAGGACUUUUGAUUUUAAAGUUUUGGCCAGAGACAAUGGUAAUCCGUCUUUAUCCAGCAACGCUACUGUGCGCAUUGUUGUCCUGGAUGUGAAUGACAACACACCUGUGAUGACAAACCCGCCCCUGGUUAAUGGCACAGCGGAGGUCUCCAUCCCCAGAAAUGCAGGGGUGGGUUACAUGGUGACCCAGGUAAAAGCAGACGACUAUGACGAGGGGGAGAACGGCAGGCUAACAUACACAAUCUCAGAGGGGGACAGGGCUUUCUUCGAGAUCGACCAGGUGAAUGGAGAGGUGCGCUCCACCCGGAUGUUUGGAGAAAACGUCAAAUCCACCUAUGAGAUCACGGUGGUGGCGCGGGAUCACGGCAAGCCCUCGCUUUCCGCCUCGGCCUACAUCGUGGUAUACCUCUCCCCGGACCUGAACGCGCAGGAGCCUAUCGGACCUGUCAACCUGUCCCUCAUCUUCAUCAUCGCGCUGGGCUCUAUCGCUGCCAUCCUGUUCGUCACCAUGAUCUUUGUGGCGGUCAAAUGCAAGAGGGAUAACAAGGAGAUCCGGACGUACAACUGCAGUUUCUUCUACUUGCGCAGGGUGGCGGAGUACUCAUACGGCAACCAGAAGAAGUCCAGCAAGAAGAAGAAGCUGAGCAAGAAUGACAUCCGCCUGGUGCCACGAGACGUCGAGGAGACGGACAAGAUGAAUGUGGUGAGUUGCUCGUCUCUCACCUCCUCGCUCAACUACUUCGACUACCACCAGCAGAGCCUGCCGCUGGGCUGCAGGCGCUCCGAGAGCACCUUCCUCAACGUGGAGAACCAGAACUCGCGCAAUGCCGCUCCCAACCAUGGCUAUCAGCACCCGUUCACUGGGCAGGGCCACCAGCAGCCAGACCUCAUCAUCAACGGCAUGCCACUGCCAGAGGUGAGAUACAAUUCGCUGUGCUCUGUCCUUAAUCCUUGACUGGGCUGCUCUUGUUGUUGACUCAGCUAGGGGGAAACUUGGUUUGGAAAUCUAUUCCCCUCACUAAAUGUGAGGAUACAAUGCAAAAAGGAACCUUUGUUAGAGCCCCUUUUUCACUCAUUUUAAAGGAGUGUCGUAAGUGCCUUAUUUAUCAGCUAAUACACAAGUCAAUGCGACCAUAAUUUAGUAGCCCCCCUUAAAUCAAUUCCUCUGACUUAAUUAUGAUGUAAAAAAAAACAAAAAACUAUGCUGUGCAAUUAUGCAUUGCUAGCAUAAUGUCAGCAAUCAUUGUUUUCCCAACAACAGUAUGUACUUCUUAAUUUUCCCUUGUCUAUGAGGGAUAACCGGUAUCACUGAUACAGAGUCUUGGUAUCAGAAUGGGUAUCAACAAAGAAAAAAACGCUGAAUUGUUAAGCCUUAUUGCAUGAGAUUCAAAUAUUCAAUGCCCCACUUUUCAACACAUCUCAAGGUCUAGAGACAUCUUUCAUUCCAUUGUGCCGCUGAGUAGAGUCACACUGAAUCUGUCUGUUAUUGAUAGAAAGCUAGGGUAUGUGAAAUGGCACAUUUGACGCUGUGCCGGCCCAUCUGAGUUGUAUCUUUCGAGGCAUUUCAAAGGGCCGAGACACUGAUGCUGACCUGUGCCUCAGACGGAGCGCUUAGCCAAGCAGAAUUUGGAGGCCUGACAAAGUGGAUUAUUUGGCCUCUCUCACACCAGUUGUUUUCUUUUCCCCCUUUUAUUUGUGUGUGCGCUGACCUAUUCCAAAAAAAAAACAAACAAAAAAAAAGGAGUCUGAGCACCUGCCAGAUGUGUAUUGACCCGGCUAAUCAGCUCCAUCACACAGCAGUCAUUUCAGGUGCUAGCAGAGAGAAUAAUCAUUGCUCAAAUGCUUUAUCCGUUGUGUUGUCCAUUUGGCUGCAGUGUUAGCGCAUGGCCUCUCCGCAUAGCCAGCCAUUGAAUUUUUUUCCUGACAUACCGUGCAUGGCUCCAGCAGAGCAGUGAACAUCUGACUUGAAAGCAGUCUGACAGAGUGUAUGCAGACCGGCUGAUCUUUAGGUUAUAGAUUUCUGUAUGUAUGAACUGCUUUAUCGGAUUGUUUGGCCAACCUCUCUCCCUCCAUCCACUUCUCCUUUAUCCCAUGGGAGACGAGGGGCGUUUCGGUUUGUGUGUGUGCAAGAAAAUGUGCAUCUGUGUUUGUUUGUGUUUGUGCAAGAAUGUGCCUGCUCCUAUAGACAGUAGCAAAUAAGCUCCAGCUCCUUGCACACACACACACACACACACACACACACACACACACACACACACACACGCAGGCUUGUAAUUGAUGACUCCAAUCUCUGUUUGACAUUCAGUGAGAAGAAGGGUGGGGUUGGGAGUGGGGGUCUUAAAACAAGAAACACAAGAUGGAUAUUGAUGUAUUGACUGCGUGAUCCAGAGAGAUCCAGGCACCGAUGGAUCCUGAGGGGUCAAUGAGACCUACUUACAGGCAUGCUGAUUUACUAGGCCUGUCUGAGCCGGUUCUGACUUGAGUGUGUGUGUGUGUCUGUGAGUGUGUGUGUGUGUGUGAAUAACACAGGUGGAGAGAA
Messenger RNA from Labrus bergylta (ballan wrasse), 5210 nucleotides. The record is from RefSeq and is a predicted model, not a curated record. Lineage: Eukaryota; Metazoa; Chordata; Actinopteri; Labriformes; Labridae.